Thyridium curvatum is the source of this 1377-nucleotide messenger RNA. RefSeq lists its product as uncharacterized. Gene Ontology annotation, molecular function: transmembrane transporter activity. Gene Ontology annotation, biological process: transmembrane transport. Lineage: Eukaryota; Fungi; Ascomycota; Sordariomycetes; Thyridiales; Thyridiaceae. Bases 1 to 1377 code for a protein of 458 amino acids. The record is from RefSeq and is a predicted model, not a curated record. The transcript has 2 exons. Gene Ontology annotation, cellular component: fungal-type vacuole membrane.
AUGCAGCCCGAUGAACAGGCCACUGGCCUCCACCACAAAGGCCAGCCGCCUGUUGCUGAUGCCGAUGCCGUGGCGAAACCGGAGUCGAGUGCAGUGCCUUCGGAGGCAAGCACGGUAACCGAGUCACUGAUGGAUUCUCCUCCCCCAAAUGGAGGCCGCCUCGCCUGGCUACAGGUUGCUGCCAGUUUCGCCUGCUAUUGGAACACACUCGGUGUGUUGAACAUGUAUGGCGCUUUUCAGGCGUUUUACGAGCGGGAUCUCUUGCGCAACAGGUCGCCCUCAGAUAUCUCCUGGAUCGGCUCUACGCAGAACUUCUGUCUCAUGGCCGUCGGUGUUCUGAUCGGGCCGUUGUUUGACGCCGGAUACUUUCGGUCUCUCUUGGUAAUCGGGGCAUUCCUGGUCACCUUCGGAUUCAUGAUGACGAGCUUGUGCACGACGUACUGGCAGGUGAUGCUGGCACAGGGGAUAUGCUUGGGCCUCGGAACAUGCUGCCUCACCAUACCCUCGAUCGCGCUUGUUCCCAUGUGGUUCACUGGCCACCGGAGGACCUGGUCUAUGGCUACAGCCACGAUUGGUAGCUGUCUGGGUGCUACUGUGAACCCUUUGCUGUUCGCUGCUCUGCAACCGCGCAUCGGCUUUCCCUGGACUGUCCGGGUGAUGGGCUUUAUCUCCCUGGCUCUCUGCUCCUUCGCCAUCGCCGUCGCCCGCCCUAGAUACAAAACCAGGCCGAUAGCACAGCGCACGAGUGCGCGACCGUCGUUCCGCACCAUCAUCCACAACGCAGCACUUGGUGAGCGGACUUACUUGCUCUAUUCCGCGUCGAUAUUCUUCAACAAUGUCGGCUACUUUGAGCCCUCGUACUAUAUCCAGAGCUACGCCAUCGAUCACGGGCUGGGCGGCUAUGCUGUUGUCGGGUACUUGCUCACCAUUCUCAACGGCGCGUCCAUCUUUGGGCGGCUUGGCCCUUCCUUUGCUGCUAGGAAGUUUGGGGUCCUUCCCACCUUCAUCGCCAUCGUCUUGUUCAGUGCGGUGAGCGUCUUGUACUGGAUCAGCGCCAAAGGGUCGCUCCCGGGCAACAUCGUCUUCGCCAUCGUCUGGGGCUUCUUCUCCGGUGGAGUCGUGGCAUACGCGCCUGUUGUUCUGACCACCAUCACAGCUGACAUGAGCUCUCUGGGAACGCGGCUUGGUGUAUUGUCGAUCCUGAAGGGCGUUGGUUCGUUAGUAGGUCCGCCAAUUGCGGGCGCCAUUCGAACAGGCACGGCCAGUUAUUUGGGCGUGCAGCUGUUCACGGGUUGCGUGAUCAUGGGAUCAGCCAUCUUGGCCCUCUUGCUCCAUGUGGAAAUUAGCAGGACCGGUCAAGCGGGCAAGAAGAGAUGA